CAGACGCCGCCAAGCUCGGUUUUUUGUUUGAGGUGACGGGAAGGGAGGAUAUAGCGAGAGGAGUAAGGAAAGAAGGUCCGGGGUGGACGGCGGCAGUGCGCACACGCACAGAAGGCGGAUAUUUCCCGGGAAACGCACCCCGACGGCCGAGGCCACGAGAGCUGCCACUGCAACCUCGCGCGCCUUCUCGCGGCAGUGUGCGCGGAAUACCGCGUGCGAGGUGGCGGAGAUUCCACAGCAGCCACAGGCGCUGGGUGCUGACGGGCUGGGUAGUGGGUGACGGGGCGCGGGAUCUCCUCCCGUGCAGUUUGUGGACGAGCUGCGGCCACCGAUAAUGCUGCGCUCCCGCGGCCUGGCCAUGCCCGCCCUCGUCCUUCACUCCCCGUGACUGCAUCUGCCGCCACCGCUGCCAGCCUCCGCACCUCUCGCAUGAGCCACCGUGCUGCACCCCCAGCUGUCUCACAGGCGCUGCGCUGACGGAACUGGAGCUCCCGCCCCUACACCCGGCCCAGAGACGAUUCAACUGGGUGGUGGCGUUUCUGCUCCCUUGAGCCAGUUCAUUUAGUUUGAAGUAUCUGGUAACAUGGCAAAAGAUGCUGGAUUAAUUGAAGCAAAUGGAGAGCUCAAAGUUUUUGUAGAUCAAAAUCUCAGUCCAGGAAAAGGUGUAGUGUCAUUGUUGGCUGUUCAUUCAUCAUCUUCUGUUGGAAAACAGUUACUACCCAAAACAUUUGGACAGUCCAAUGUCAAUAUAUCUCAACAAGUGGUCAUUGGAACACCACAGAGACAGUCUGCACCAAACACAAUUUUACUAGGAAGUCCACAUACUCCAAACACGCACUUUGUAUCACAGAACCAGACGACCGACUCCUCUCCAUGGUCUGCAGGGAAAAGAAAUAAAAAAGGAGAGAAAAAUGGAAAGGGCUUGCGCCACUUCUCCAUGAAGGUUUGUGAAAAAGUACAGAAGAAGGGCACAACGUCUUAUAAUGAGGUGGCGGAUGAGUUGGUAGCAGAAUUUAGCUCCACUGAUAACCACAUAUCGCCAAAUGAAUCGCAAGCAUAUGAUCAGAAGAAUAUAAGACGCCGUGUCUAUGAUGCCUUAAAUGUGCUUAUGGCAAUGAACAUUAUUUCUAAAGAGAAAAAGGAAAUAAAAUGGAUUGGUCUACCAACAAACUCUGCUCAGGAAUGUCAGAAUUUAGAGGUUGAAAGACAAAGACGACUUGAAAGAAUAAAGCAAAAACAGUCUCAGUUGCAGGAACUUAUACUACAGCAAAUUGCCUUCAAAAAACUGGUUCAAAGAAAUCGUCAAGCAGAGCAGCAAGCAAACAAAUCUCCUCCAUCUAAUUCCGUAAUACAUUUACCAUUCAUCAUUGUGAAUACCAGCAAGAAGACUGUGAUUGAUUGUAGUAUUUCUAAUGACAAAUUUGAAUAUCUCUUUAAUUUUGACAACACAUUUGAAAUACAUGAUGAUAUAGAGGUACUGAAACGAAUGGGUAUGGCUUUUGGGUUGGAAACUGGUAGCUGUUCUGCAGAAGACCUAAAAAUUGCUCGGAGCUUGGUACCAAAAGCACUGGAACCAUAUGUAACAGAAAUGGCUCAGGGAUCAAUCAGCAGCGUGUAUGUCUCGUCUACAUCAGUUUCAGUGUCAAAUGGACGUAGAUUUUCAACCAGUGACUUGACCGCAGAUGGAAUGUUGGCAACUAGUUCCAAUGGAUCACAGUACAGCAGCUCUAGGGUGGAGACGCCUGUGUCUUACGUUGGAGAGGAAGAUGACGAUGAUGAUGAUGACUUCAAUGAAAAUGAUGAUGAUGACUGAUGUACUGAAAUAUUCAGAAAAAAAGCUUCAGGAACUUUUGUGUGGUGUUCUGUUUCCUUAUUCCUUUUUGUUUUGUUCAUAUUUAACAUCACUGCUGAAGAAACAUUGGGAAGGCAAUUAGGGUAUUCCUAUAUAUAUAUUUUUUUACUUUUAAUUUUUUUUUAUUUUUGUUUUUUGCUGCGGAUGUUUUGAAUAGCCUUAUUCAAUGGGUCCCUUUUUAAACAUUUUUUUUUUUUUUUUGGCAUUUGAGAAUUUUGCAUCAGUUUUGUAUUAUUCACGUUAAUAAAAAAUAAAAUGUUAUGCUUGCGUAUAAAAAGCAGAACUUUGUUUACCGAAAUGGCAGUUAUUUGAGUGCUUCAAUAAUGUGGGGUAAAGGUAUGAUUUUGUGAAAUCAUGCAAAGUCCAAAGAUUUUUUUUUUUCCUUCUCCCAAAAGCAUCCAGUUCAGAAAGUGGAGUAGCAGCCAGUUUUUAUGCUUUCUAUUGUAUAUGUUGAAAAAUGUAAUACAGGCAAGUUUUUCUGCAAUGCCAGUGCAGCUAUGUGAAAUGUCUUGAAGGUUGCUAUAUACAGUAUAUAAAUAUUGCUUAUAGUAUAAUUUGCCUGAAUUCUUCCAGGCAAAAUUUGAUUAUUUUUUUUUUUAUAUAGUUUACAUAAUUAUCAUUUAAAAAAAAAAGUGUCCUGAAGCAAGUUUUUGUAUUUGUUUCCUAAACAACGCUUUGUAAUCUAUUAUAAUAUUGAAAUUAUAGAGUUUUAACAGGUUUUUUUUUUUUUUGUUGUCUUGUUUUUUCCAUGUUUUGUGAAAUAAUUUUUAGCAAUUUAUUAUCUAUGAUAAAUUUUAAAGCAAUCUGUAGUUGUUUCUGAUAAAAAAUUCACAAUACUUACCUGCACAUAUUCGGUCAGCUGCCUGCUGAAAUUCAAUAUUCUUCUUAUUGGAGCAUACAUAUUUGUGUAAUUUUAUUAACUAUAGAGAGACUUAUAAAUUGUUUAACUUGGCACUGUUAGUUUUAUUAAUAAAAAAAAACCAUGCA
Molecule: messenger RNA, 2839 nt
Organism: Pseudophryne corroboree (corroboree frog)
Lineage: Eukaryota; Metazoa; Chordata; Amphibia; Anura; Myobatrachidae
Gene: TFDP1
Product: transcription factor Dp-1
Exons: 12
Coding region: 584-1813 (409 amino acids)
Biological process (GO): regulation of transcription by RNA polymerase II; regulation of cell cycle
Cellular component (GO): transcription regulator complex; nucleus
Molecular function (GO): RNA polymerase II transcription regulatory region sequence-specific DNA binding; DNA-binding transcription factor activity, RNA polymerase II-specific
Source: RefSeq, a predicted model, not a curated record